This is a messenger RNA of Rotaria sp. Silwood2, 327 nucleotides long. The record is from the annotation of a GenBank genome assembly. NCBI's taxonomy places the organism in Eukaryota, Metazoa, Rotifera, Eurotatoria, Philodinida, Philodinidae.
AUGAAUCGACCUAGUAUUCAUCGUCUUGAUCUACCUAAUGAGAUACUAUUUAAUAUUUUGGAGAAACUUGACAAUAUUGACGUUCUUUAUUUGUUAUCUGGUAUUAAUAAUGAACGAUCUGUUAGUAUAACACGAGAUGAGACUUUUUCUAAUAUCCUUAAUGCUGCAUCAACUAUUCAUAGCACUACAAUAAUUGAUUCAAUACUUGGUCGAUUUUAUAAUUAUAUAUUACCUCGAAUUCAUAAACAUGUGAAAUGCCUCAUUGUUGAACCAGCGUCCAUGGAACAUGUUCUUCUUACAACUCAUUAUCCAAAUUUGACUGAAUAA